Molecule: messenger RNA, 4584 nt
Organism: Myxocyprinus asiaticus (Chinese sucker)
Lineage: Eukaryota; Metazoa; Chordata; Actinopteri; Cypriniformes; Catostomidae
Exons: 20
Coding region: 86-3307 (1073 amino acids)
Source: RefSeq, a predicted model, not a curated record
AAGGAAUGAAAGAGAUUUCAGCCUCCGCAGUGAUUGUGCGUCUGCACUGAAGGACAGAAAGACGAGGAGAGAUGCUUAAAGCGGCAUGAUGCUGGAGGUUGCUGUUGGGUUCAGAAAACAGACCAGGAUGGAAGAUCAGGACAGAGUGAGUCAGGCAUCCAGCAUUGCCACAGUGGCCUUUCUGCCAAUCAGAGACAAGUGUCAUGAAAAGGUGCAGACAUUUGGAAAGAGGUGUCAAGCAGUAAAGAGAGACCCAAACUGCCUAGUGGUCAUCAGAGGAUGGCUCUACAAGAGGGACAGCACUGGAUUGAAGUUGUGGAAGAGAAGAUGGUUUGUUCUCUCUAAUUACUGCCUGUUUUACUAUAAAGACAGUAGAGAAGAAUCCGUGCUGGGCAGUGUUCCUCUUCCCAGCUACAAGAUUCUGUACUGCUCCCCAAGAGAGUGCAGGAACCGUAAAUAUGCAUUCAAGGUUGUCCAUCAGGGAAUGCGCCCGUAUAUUCUCAGUGCUGAUACUCAGGAGGACAUGUUGGGCUGGGUCAGGGCUCUCAGCCAAUCAGCAAGCAUGGAAGCUGAUGACAUCAUCAACAGACGCUGUGUCAGUUUUCAGGAUUUCACUCAGAUGAGGGAUGACACUGAAACGAUGGAGCUCCAGCAAACGGCAACAUUUCCAGAGAGGAGUGCCCAGAUUGCAACGAAAUUUAGCAGGGUUCAGACAGAAUCAACUCUGCUGGAUCAACACCAGAAGACACCAGAAUUGAGAGGAAGACAAGAGACUAGACAGAGAGCUCCUGAGGCUAUCAAGGGCUCCUCAAAAGGAACCUUAGGAACGCUGCCUCCAUUUCAUUAUGGGUCACAGUAUCACGGUUCUAUGGGCAGAUCAGAUGUUUGGCCACUUGAUAACUGCUCAACUGCUCCCCUGUCACCCUGUAUCUACACAGCGGUCUCAGAGAGAGGACAUCUAUCCGACAACUUUCAGACUUGUUCACUGUGCUACUGCUCAAACUACCACACAUCAGAACAUGUGACAAUGUGCAAGACAGGGCAAUCUGACAUCCUCAUGGAAAGAGAAAUACAGCCAAUCAGAGAUCUGGAAAAUGAUACAGAUGUGGUGCUCACUCGUUUGUGUGGUUGUGAUAAAGUAUUGCAGUCGCUCUCUAUGCAACUGGCACAGUUACAGGCAGAUAAGAAAAAUGUAGAGUAUACUUUAGAAAUGGGAUGGCUCGAUAUGGAAGAUGGACUUCAUGGAGAACAACAAGUAUCCCAGAAGGCUUUGCUUCAAGAGGAACUGGUCACACUGAGAGCCAGAAUAUGUGACAUGUCACUGGAGAUGGAAAGAUCGUGGAGUGAUUAUGAGCGAAUGGAGAGUGAGCUGUCUGUUUUCUAUUCACAUCUGCAGCAUAUUCUCCACUUUGGAACGGCACAGGAGCAGUGUCAGGCACAGAGGCAGCUCUGGAUGAUGGAGGAUAUCUUGUGUGGUCUGAGAUUAAACAAGAGUCGCUUUAUGGCCUUACUGGGUCUACAGACGCAGGGAGUUCAUCAGCCAAAAAAUGUUUCCUACUUCGAGGGCGAAUUAGGAGCUCACAACAUGGACUGUACGACCAAUAUGGAGCAUCAGGACUUUAUGGAAACUCCCCAGAGCUGUAAGAGAUGGCCCCAUGAGAGCUCUGCCCAUGAGAGCUCUGCCCAUGAGAGCAUGACAAGCACUGAACAUGACGCCACCAACGUACCAUAUGAACCGCUGCGUUUGAUGCAUGUUCUGACGACUACUCUACCAACAGCACUAAUUGCUGAGCGUAUUUUUGUAGAGGACCCCUCUCCUGAGCUGCAAAUCUCCCAGCAGUCAGGGCUCAAGAACAGCAAGAGAAGCGUUCCAAAGAAACCCAGCAGAAUGUUGCAUGAGAUGGCCAAUAAGAACAGAAAUAUCCACUGGGCAGAUGUAUCAGAGGACAGGCCUCAAAAGAAAUCAACACAAAAUCCCAACAGCCGGGACAAAGAUAAGGAACUUUCUGCAAUGCCUGAAAGUAAGGGCUGGACAUCCCAUCAGCAAGAGCUUGAGCCUGGAACCUUGAGCCUAACAAACUCAGAGUCUGACUGUGACCCUGACGUGACCAAUCAGAAUCAAGAAACCAAACUCAGACAAACGGAGCACAGAGUUCUGAGUGCAGCCAGAGAGAACUUCAUAGACGAUAUUCAUCCCCUGAAACUCAUUACGGCCAAUGAAAAAGAGACAGACAUCAACUACACACCAGAUUCGGCUGUCCUACACUUGAGCAAUGGCUACAGUGGUGACAGACGCAAAACAGAAAGCAACAGCAAACGGCCGGUCAGCCCACUAAUGCCACAAUGUGAUGAUGCAAGAAUCCACACUGAACUGGAGGAUAUGACAACACAACAAUCACUUUCCAAUGACAUCAUUGUCAUAGAAAGCCACUCCAUUAAUCACAUUUCAACUCUCACUGUAUUUAAGGGACAUCAGGGAAACAAACACACAAACAACCCUCAAAAAAAGAACAGAAGAAGUUUUGACGGACAAAAAAUUUCUGUCUCCACUAAUCUGAAAUCAGAAUGUUUUCUGUCUAAUAAACAAUGGUGUGAGUUAGUCCCAGUCUAUGCUCAUGAUCCAAAACAUCAAGCAUCUAUACCUUCAGUUGAAUACCAACAAUCAGACCAAGAAACCAAUCAUACAUUUGCCAGCCAACUUAUUGAAAACAUCUCAUCAUCUGGACACAGUAAUUUGGCUGAACCUGUACACCCAACAAGUGUUUCAAAGGGUUCAAAUGGAGAAGAUUGUGUGGAGGGCCAAAGUCCCGAAACAACGUUCAUAAUGGCAAAUCUUAGUCAAACUAAAAGAAAAGACUCCAUAAACCUCAAUGAAAUAUCCAAUCAACCUAAUCGACCAAUCGCAACAUCUGACAACCAAUUGAUAUGCACUUCUGAUCAAUCGAAUCUAGAGCAGUGCAUCUAUGAGGAAAUCCAGUUUAGCUCACCCAGAUCAAAAGAUGCCAAUGAGGAGAGAAAUACUAGCAGUGGAGAUGAAACACGGCUAUCAAACCUCACCAUACAUGAUGAUCUUGGACCAUCUCGCUCACUCAAUCACAAAGCUGCCAGUGAUGUUAAUGGCGAGUACAGCACAAUAAAUACAGAGGUCAAGAGAUGUCAGGAGGUGUCAAAGAGUAGAACAGGAAGUGAUGUCAUGUGCAAGAGAGGAAAAGGGCAGAAGGUUUACAGCUCUGUCAUGAAGAGUUCAGUUGUCAAUCAUCACAUCCAGGAUUGCAGGCCACGUAUAACCAUGGAAAUCACAUACUGAACGAGCAGUAUGGCUGGUGGCAUUGUCAUGCUGGAGGGUCAUGUCAGGAUGUGCCUGCAGGAAGGGUACCACAUGAGGGAGGAGGAUGUCUUCCCUGUAACGCACAGUGUUGAGAUUGCCUGCAGCAAUGACAACAAGCUCAGUCCGAUGAUGCUGUGACACACUGCACCAGACCAUGACGGACCCUCCACUCCAAAUCAAUCCCGCUCCAGAGUGCAGGCCUCGGUGUAAUGCUCAUUCCUUCAACGAUAAACGUGAGUCCGACAAACACCCCUGGUGAGACAAAACCGUGACUUGUCAGUUAAGAGCACUUUUUGCCAGUCCUGUCUGGUCCAGCGAAGGUGGGUUUGUGCCCAUAGGCGACGUUGUUGCCGGUGAUGUCUGGUAAGGACCUGCCUUACAACAGGCCUACAAGCCCUCAGUCCAGCCUCUCUCAGCCUACUGCAGACAGUCUGAGCACUGAUGGAGGGAUUGUGCAUUCCUGGUGUAACUUGGGCAGUUGUUGCCAUCCUGUACCUGUCCCGCAGGUGUGAUAUUCAGAUGUACCGAUCCUGUGCAGGUGUUGUUACACAUGGUCUGCCACUGCGAGAAUGAUCAGCUGUCCUUCUUGUCUCCCUGUAGCGCUGUCUUAGGCAUCUCACAGUACAGACAUUGCAAUUUAUUGCCCUGGCCACAUCUGCAGUCCUCAUGCCUCCAUGCAGCAUUCCUAAGGCAUGUUCACGCAGAUGAGCAGGGACCCUGGGCAUCUUUCUUUUGGUGUUUUUCAGAGUCAAUAGAAAUGUCUCUUUACUGUUGUAAGUUUUUAUAAUUGUGAUCUUAUUUGCCUACUGUCUCUAAGCUGUUAGUGUCUUAACGACCGUUCCACAGGUGCAUGUUCAUUAAUUGUUUAUGGUUCAUUGAACAAAACAUGGAAAACAUUGUUUAAACCCUUUACAAUAAAGAUUUGUAAAGUUAUUUGGAUUUUUACAAAAUUAUCUUUAAAAACACAUUUAUUGUGUGACGAGUCUUUCCACAUGAACACAGAUACUUGUUACAAUUAUAUAAACUCAGCAAAAAAAGAAACGUCCUUUUUCAGGACACUGUAUUUUAAAGUGUGAAAAUCCCCUUAUGAACACUUCUGCAAACAGUAUUUUAUGUAUUUAUUUCCUUACUUUUCCCUCUUUUUUUUAUCUCCUACACUAAAUACAGUUACAGUAUGUAAAGAAAUGCAAAGAAACUCAAUAAUAAUUUUUUUAAUGUGCUGCUCAAAAUAUAAAAAGGUUCCCCGAUCUCUCAAA